Messenger RNA from Dovyalis caffra, 159 nucleotides. Lineage: Eukaryota; Viridiplantae; Streptophyta; Magnoliopsida; Malpighiales; Salicaceae. The record is from the annotation of a GenBank genome assembly.
AUGAAAGCAGACACGAUCACAUCGGAGAAUAAGAAGGGUAGGAACGGGUUCUUUAAUUCCACGAUAGAGGUGCACGAGCGACAACCCGACACCUCACGACGAGUAGAUGUAGAAGAGUCCACAACGUUACUCGUAAUAGAAGUUUGGCAUGAGCUGUGA